ACACAGUGUCUCACUUUCGCUUUCCCCAGGUCCAUAUCUUUGAAGCCUGUGAAACGGCUUGAAGAGGAUGUGUGGUAAUAAAAACAGGCGGCGCUGCCAACAGUGUUUCACAAAGUCCCGACUGAGAGAGAGCACUGGUACAGAGCGUCUCACCCUCUUGCCCCAGUUCGUUUUUUAUGUUCGACGAGUUUGUCCAGGGAGAGAAUAAUCGGGGGGGGACCAUGUUUUUCAUUCCUCUGGUGGUUUCUUUGACGAGUCUUCUUUGCUCCGUCCCUGUCUCCUACUGUGAGGAAGAGUGUGCACCCAAACCUGUGUUCACUCCGUCCAGACUGUUUGUGAAGUACGGGGACCCGAUGUCCGCCAGGUGCACCGUGUGUCCGUCCUGCACCGUGUGUCCGUCCUGCCCCGAUUUGUUCAAUCUGGAGAAAGCUGUCGGAACUCACACAACAAACGGAUCCACCAUCACGUGGAGGGUCGGCAGCUUGACCGAGUGGAGAACAAAGGCUCAAUGCUUUUAUGGUGUUAUGCAGUGCCGCAGCGUCCUGUAUGUGACUGCUUACAAACCUCCGGACAGUGUCUCAUUCAGCUUCACUCACUCGGGCCCGAUGCUGGAGGCUCAUCAGUACACGCUGCAGUGCGACGUGAAGAACGUGGCUCCGGUGGAAAACCUCGUGGUGACCUUCCACAGAGGUCAGAACACAACGGUUCGACUGAAUUCCACCAGUACGACACAGAGGAAACCAGCGAGCGAGGUUUUCUCUCUGAACAUCACCGCCAGCAGAGCAGACGACGGAGCUCAGUACUGGUGUGAAGCCAAACUGGAGCUGGGACCUGACGGACCACAGCCCCCUCCAGUGGUGAUGUCACAAAAGAUCACCGCCACCGUCCACUAUAAGCCUCACGUGGAGAGGUCAUCCCAUCGGGACCACGUCGUUGUCACAGCUGGAGACCGUCUCCAGCUGAACUGCUCAGCUGAGGGAAACCCCCCCCCAUCGUUCACCUGGCGGCUCCCUGGGUCCGGGCUCCCUGGGUCCCCCCUCAAUGCCACCACUCUCAUCAUUGAGUCCGUCACUGUGCAGGAUGAAGGCCAGUACGUGUGUUACAUCACAAACAAAAUGGGGACCGUGAACAUCACUUUCAACGUGGAGGUCAAAGAAUUGGAGUUAACCUCAACCAGUUUGCCUCCAACAACCACAACCACAACCACAACCACAACCACAACCACAACUACAGCCCCAACCACAACUACAGCCCCAACUACAGCAGCAACAACUACAGCAGCAACAACUACAGCAACUACAACUACACCAACAACAACUCAAACCACCACCGAGCUGACCGCUGCACCGAGCAGCAGCACCAGCAUCACACUGACUCGCUGGUUUAUUACGUGGUUCCUGGUUUUAUUCUUUCUCCUGAUUUGAGUUUCAAGGAAUUAAAACCCGACAACAAGAUGUAAUGUAACCAUGACUAUAUGCAGUGUAGAUCACAUCUAAAGUCAUUGCUAUAAUUUCUGCGUUUUAUAAGCUGUAAACUUUUGAAUAAAUAAUACAUUUUUCAUGG
Molecule: messenger RNA, 1563 nt
Organism: Pleuronectes platessa (European plaice)
Lineage: Eukaryota; Metazoa; Chordata; Actinopteri; Pleuronectiformes; Pleuronectidae
Product: location of vulva defective 1
Exons: 5
Coding region: 177-1424 (415 amino acids)
Biological process (GO): cell adhesion
Molecular function (GO): integrin binding
Source: RefSeq, a predicted model, not a curated record